Messenger RNA from Raphanus sativus (radish), 1616 nucleotides. Its product is annotated as U-box domain-containing protein 31. Gene Ontology annotation, biological process: protein ubiquitination. Lineage: Eukaryota; Viridiplantae; Streptophyta; Magnoliopsida; Brassicales; Brassicaceae. Gene Ontology annotation, molecular function: ubiquitin protein ligase activity. Bases 188 to 1516 code for a protein of 442 amino acids. The transcript has a single exon. The record is from RefSeq and is a predicted model, not a curated record.
GGUCCAAACCAAAAGAAAACGUUUCCCUUUUUUAUUUUGUCUAUUUACUUCAAUAAUAUCUUUUUUUUUUGUUUUCUCACGAAACACCAGACCAGAUCCAAUUCUUAUCCUUCUCUUCCCAUGUUCUCCAGCUCUGUCUCCCUCUUUAAUUACUCUCUCUUUUCACACUCUUUCCAUUUCACCGAAAAUGCCAAUGUUUCAACCGUUUAAAGGCGGUGGCUUCGACGGCCACGUCUUAGAUCUACACACGGCGGUCAAAGACGGCGUCCACGGCGGAGGCGGAGAAGUCAAAACCUCGGCGGUGGAAACCGAACUAGAUCUCAAAACGAUGAUCGAAGAGCUCGAAUCACAAGAAACACCCUCUGUCUUCAUCUGCCCGAUCUCUCUAGAGCCGAUGCAAGAUCCGGUGACUCUCUGCACCGGUCAAACCUACGAGAGGUCGAACAUUCUCAAAUGGCUGAGCUUAGGACACCGCACUUGCCCCACCACGAUGCAGGAGCUCUGGGACGAUGCCGUCUUCACUCCGAACAAGACGCUCCACCAGCUGAUCCACGCUUGGUUCUCGCAGAAGUACGUUUUGAUGAAGAAACGGUCGGAGGACGUGGCGGGGAGAGUGAUCGAGAUCGUGGCGGCGUUGAGGAAGGCGAAAGGGAAAGGGAAACUUCACGCUUUGAGCGAGCUUAAAGGAGUGGUGACGUGUCACGAGAUCGCUAGGAAGAGCGUUGUUGACGAAGGUGGAGUCUCUGUUAUAUCUUCUCUUCUGACUCCGUUCACUUCUCACGCCGUUGGAUCAGAAGCUGUUGCGAUUUUGGUUAACCUCGAGCUUGAUUCUGUUUCGAGAGCUGGUCUGAUGCAGCCGGCUAGGGUUUCGUUGAUGGUCGACAUGUUGAACGACGGUUCCAUCGAGACGAAAAUCAACUGCGCGAGGUUGAUCGGGAGGUUAGUCGAGGAGAAAGGUUUUAGAGCAGAGCUCGUCUCUAGUCACAGUCUACUCGUCGGGUUGAUGAGAUUGGUCAAAGACAGACGGCGAAGAAACGGCGUCUCCCCAGCUUUAACGUUACUCAAAUCUAUCUCGGUUCAUAGACAAGUGAGGAGCUUGAUGGUUAGCGUCGAAGCGGUUCCUCAGUUAGUCGAUGUGUUGCCUUGUCUAGGACCAGAGUGUUUGGAAUCAGCUCUUUGCGUGUUGGACUCGUUGUGUUCUGACAGCGAAGGAGUAACGGCUUUGAGAGAUUCUGUUAACACGAUUCCUAACACCGUUAGGUUGCUGAUGAGAGUGUCCGAGACGUGCACGGCUUACGCGGUUUCGAUUCUUUGGUCGGUUUGCAGAUUAGCUUCUCGAGAGUGUUCGUCUCUCGCGGUUGAGCUUGGUCUGGCUGCUAAGCUUUUGCUUGUGAUACAGAGUGGAUGUGAUCCAGCUUUGAAGCAACGUUCGGCUGAGUUGUUGAAGCUGUGUAGUCUACAUUAUUCAGAUACAAUGUUUAUUUCUAAAUGUAAACUCACACCAACGAUUCAGUAAUGUUUGUUUUUUGACAAAUUUUGCCUUUUUAAGUUUGUUUAACGAGAUUAAAUUCGUAUUUUGUACAUUGGAGGGGAGUUAAAGAAGUCUUUUCUCUUAA